Molecule: messenger RNA, 3367 nt
Organism: Gigantopelta aegis
Lineage: Eukaryota; Metazoa; Mollusca; Gastropoda; Neomphalida; Peltospiridae
Product: optineurin-like
Exons: 13
Coding region: 171-2522 (783 amino acids)
Biological process (GO): regulation of canonical NF-kappaB signal transduction
Cellular component (GO): cytoplasm; nucleus
Molecular function (GO): K63-linked polyubiquitin modification-dependent protein binding
Source: RefSeq, a predicted model, not a curated record
CGAGAUAUCACGUUUUUGGGAAAUACCCCGAUUGGUGAGUUCCACGAAAUGGCAAGACGGAACGGUAUUAUUGUGAUUGGUCUCAAGUCAGGUGGUUUUGAUGUGACAUUUACCAUCUCAGUUAGUAUUAAAAGGAUCAAAUUAAAAGGUUUCAUUUCUGACCAAUCAUCAUGGCUGAGGGAGCCGUUGGACUGACCAAUGGACCCACCUCAGAUUUCGAAGUGCUGUGUGGUCCAGCGUCCGAGGCAACAACUCCUGUCAGCCUGAGCCACAUUAACCCAAUGACUGGGUCACAGGGGCCAGGGUCAAUAACAGAUAUCACACUAGAACAAGCUCUGGCCAGAGUCCGUGAUCUGUCGAAGGAAAAUGCAGAACUCCAAAGUUACUUGCGGGAAAAUAAUGAGAUGAUGAAGCGUCAGUUUGAAACUCUUUCAAAGUGGAAGCAGAAAGUCCACGAGGCUAACCAGACGAACCGAGAGAAGUUUGACCAGACAAAAUCUCUCAUCAUCAGUUUGAGAAAGAACAAGGAUGAACUACAGGAACGCAUCGAUGAACUGGAACAGACGAUGAGGGAGAGAGAGAAUGACUUCCUAACUCGCCUUCGCACCAUGGAGACGGCGAAGGCCACCAGCCAGCAGGUUGCCAUUAGUUUGAAGCGACAGGCAGAAGAACAGGGGAUGUCCAUGACGGAACCAGACAUUAACAUCCAAGAAACGGUCAUGGUUGCCAUGAGUGCCGAGAAAGAAGAAAUGAUCCAGGAUCUUGAGGACAAGGUGAGAAUGCUGGAAAGCAACGUUUCCGACCUGAACGACACGAUAGCGCGACGGGAACUCAAAGUGCAGCAGUUCCGAGCGAAUGCCGACCAGCUGCUGAAAGACCUGGAGUCGGCGCAGGCCAUCAAGGACGAAAUGCAGAAAGAAAAUGCCCAACUCAGCGAGGAGAAGUUCAGACUCCAACAGCGACUGCACAGCUUGAUUUCCGACACCACCACCUCUCUCCGGCUCGUCGAGAGAGGUCAGAGGUUGGGACAUCCCAACGUGGAGGGUGAUAGACUGAUGGGGAAUGCCGAGUCGGAACCAGUGGAGGUGACUCAGCUUAUUGACCAGUUACAGAGAGCUCAGAAACAGCACGAACAAGAAGUGUCGCAUCUCAAGCAGGAAAUGCAAGAAAAACAUGAAAAGGAGAAAUCAGUCACUGAACAGUUGAAGUGCUGUGAACAGGAAAAAGCAAACCUGAUUCAACGACAUGAGAAUGAAAUCACGAAGAUCAACAAAGAACAUGACCAGAAGAUAAUGGAGUUUAUCAGACAGCACAACACAGAAAAAGAACAACAGCUGCAGUCAGUGUCCUCGUCACACGACAACGACGUUCAGUCACUGCGAGCUCAAGUGUUGACACUGAUCAGCGAGGUGCACGAGACUCAGACGAAACUGGCAGUGGCUACCAGCACACUCGAGAAGAAAGACGUCAGAAUCAAAGAUGGCGAACAGAAGAUAACAAAACUUUGGGAAGAGCUAAAUUAUCAAAAGCAGGAAUCUGAUCGCAUUGUUGCAAAUCUAGAAAUAGCUCUUGAAAACACCAAGAAGAACUGGGAACAGGAACGGGCAGAACACCAAAGGACAAAAUAUCACUUUCAAGAGCUACAGAAAUCUUUCAACCAGCUUGUUGAUGACUACAAGGAACUGUUAGAUACAUUUGAGCAAUACAAUCAGGAUGAGAAUCAACGAAGCCAAUCUGAUCGCCUCAGUGAAUUAGCCGCACAAGUGAUGGCUGCCAACGAAACAAUCUGCACUCGUCAGGAACAGAUAGAAAACCUUAAUGUUGAGAAGCAGCUACUGAUAGACGAAUUCCAGGAGAUGGAAUGUGUUUACAAAGCACAGGAUGAGAAUCAACGAAGCCAAUCUGAUCGCCUCAGUGAAUUAGCCGCACAAGUGAUGGCUGCCAACGAAACAAUCUGCGCUCGUCAGGAACAGAUAGAAAACCAUAAUGCUGAGAAGCAGCGACUGAUAGACGAAUUCCAGGAGAUGGAAUGUGUUUACAAAGCACAGGCUGAGGUUUACAAGACUGACUUUGAGGCGGAGAGGCAGGCGCGGGAACAACAAGUGUGCGAGAAGGAGCAGAUUCUUCAGGACAUGCAGGAGCUACAGGUGAACAACCAGCAGCUGAUGGACAAGCUCAAGUCGUCACAGCGACAGGUGACCGACAUGCAGCGAGGCCCCGCUUCAACCGGACAUCCACCUGUGUUCAGACCACCCGAUCAGGCUACGGUGGGAGCAGUGACUGGACAACCACCACCUAUACCGUACCAGAACCCUUCACAAGGCCACCAGCCCCCUGAGAGACCUCCGAAUGCCUAUCAGACCGGGCCCAUUUAUCCGCCCACUGGCGACCACCACCAGCAUGAUGAAGAUGAACCCCUGGUGUGUCCACAGUGUAACAUAGAGCUCCCCAAUAUGGACUUGCUCCAGAUACAUGUCUUAGAGUGUCUUGACAAGUACGAAUUCAACAACCAGAGGUCGUGAUAACGCGAGUCACUGAUAUUAUUACCUUCAAGACUCUUGACACUUGUUCCCCCAUGCUUAUAAAACCUUUAAAAGUCCAGACUUAACUGAAGUCGCAGUUGCUGUCUGCAGUUUUGAUAUGGCAUAGUCAUCAUGUUAAAGUCUCGCACAUUUUUGGAUGCCCAAGUCCAGACUUAACUGAAGUCGCAGUUGCUGUCUGCAGUUUAGAUAUGGUGUAGUCAUUAUGUUAAAGUCUCGCACAUUUUUGGAUACCCAAGUCCAGACUUAACUGAAGUCGCAGUUGCUGUCUGCAGUUUAGAUAUGACAUAGUCAUUAUGUUAAAGUCUUGCAAAUUUGUCAAUGCUUAAGUCUUGACUUGAAAAGAUUUAUAAGCAUGGGAAAAGAUCAUCACUAAGAAAAAACUACUUUUUAAAUCAGAUUUUUAUUGUAGCAGUGAGAGAACAUUCCAGUUAAACAGUGAAGAGAUGAGGAUACAAGUGGUCAUUUUAUACAGUGUCCGUUUAAAUGAGAUGAGCUUGCAUUACAUUAAAGAGAAAGGGGUUCCUAGUGGGAUGUGUCACUUUGAUGUGAAUCAAGAUAUUCUGAAACAUAUUCAUGUCAUGAUUUUGGCUUUGUAAGUAACGAAUAUAUUAAUGGGAUUUUGUCCAAAUUUGUCUAAUUGUUUAGAGUUACACUAUUUUAUAGGACGUAUUGUUAAGAUAACACAGGGCUCUACGUUAGUUCUCAACAAUAAAAAAACCCAGCCUCGGUGGCGUAGUGGUUAUGCCAUCAGACUACAGGCUGGUAGGUACUUGGUUAACAGCCUGGUACCGGCUCCAACCCAGAGCGAGUUCUUAAGGACUCCG